Messenger RNA from Bursaphelenchus xylophilus (pine wood nematode), 1490 nucleotides. Lineage: Eukaryota; Metazoa; Nematoda; Chromadorea; Rhabditida; Aphelenchoididae. The record is from the annotation of a GenBank genome assembly.
AUGAACAACCACACGGAUCCCCCGAUACCUCCAACUCCCCUAGUCCCAACGAGAAAUGCCUUGAAGGCUGUCCUCAUUCUCGGCUUGUUCUUUUCGACUUUUCUCGCCUCAAUUGUAAGUUGAUUUACGCUUUCUUUUCUUGAAUUUAGGUUGAAUUGUGGAAGAACCUGCAUGAAUAACAUCCUCUUUUUUUUGUAAAUUCAUGAAUUCUGACCUUGGUUUCUUUUGCAGUCAGCUCUAGUCCUCAAACGAGCCACCGCGUCGGCCAAUUCGCCUCGAGCUCAGACGAUCUUCUCCAUUGUUUCAUGUUUUGGUGGAGGGGUCUUCCUCGCCACUUGUUUGAUGCAUCUUCUUCCCGAAUCCAUUGAGCAAAUCGCCAAAGGCCAAAAUCAACUCAAACUCGAGCUCGAUUUCCCUCUUCCGGAGUUUUGUAUCAGCCUGGGGUUCAUGUUUGUGAUGUUUGUGGAGCAGGUAAGCUGUUUUUGGUUGUCUUGUUCUUGUUUUUAGGUUGAAAUGAAUAAAGUGGGGGAUCGGAGAACCGGAGUGUAAAUAUUUUUUGAAACCACCAUGAGGAAACGUUAGAAAUAGAAAGGAAGGGAGACUUGACACAUGAACAAGAUGUGUUUCCUCAUUGUUUUCAAUUCUAGGCGGCCAUAUUUGCCCAUGAACGGCAAUGGAUUGGAGGGCAAUCUCUUCUAGCCCACGAAGAUCAUGAGGGAGACACUCGGCCGAUUGUGGAAGAAGAGCGCCGUUCAGUCGCAUCAAGUAUAAUAUCGGAUGAUCAUUUCGAGCAUGAAACGCAUUCGACUAUGAGAGCGGCUUUAUUGGUUAUGGCCAUCUCCCUUCACGCUGUAUUCGAAGGAUUGUCGGUGGGAAUGAUUCAGGAAGUGUCGGCAUUACUUCAGGUAAAAGAUUUUGAAAAUGAAUUUAAAGCCUUGAAUUGAAACAAUUUUACUUUUUUUUCAGAUUUGCGGAGCUCUUCUCAUUCACAAGGUCGUCAUCGGCCUCUCGCUGGGUGUACGCCUCGUCCAAAGCAACAUGAAGCCGUUUGGCAUCGUCCUUUGCUGUAUCAUUUUCUCCGGACAGGUCGUUGUCGGAGGCUUUCUUGGCCUCGGAAUCAUGGAUAUCCUGCGAGGGGAGUCGAUUGGCCUCACCAAUUUUAUCGGCGGCAUUCUUCAGGUAAGUUUUGGGGGAGGAAAACGUCGUUCGGAGGACAAAAGAUAUAUUAACAAUAUAUUUAACAAGACCUGUUAUAGAAGAGAGAAGAGAAUUUCUUUCGGUCAAGUCCCCAAUGAUGUUAUUAUUAUAAAUAAUUGUAAUUCUAGGCUUUCGCCGCCGGCACCUUCCUCUACAUCACUUGCUUCGAGAUUCUCCCUCACGAACUGAACAAACCCGGCUAUCGGCCGCUAAAGUUACUCUUCCUCUCCGCCGGAUUUGCCUUGAUCACCUUUUUCAUCGCCUACUUCCCGGAUGCGGAUGAUGGAAAAUAG